AUGUCGCGCAAGCUAAAGAAGACCAAUCUGUUCAGUAAGGAUGUUGCGCCUCUUAUGUAUGCGUAUGGAGAUAGCCCGCAGCCCCUGCCGGAGACAGUGCAAUGUGUGGACGAGUUGGUGACGUCGUACCUGACGGACAUAUGUGCAAACGCAUAUCGAUGCGCCCAGACAGUGCAUCGGACCAAGAUAAAGGUCGAGGACUUCAAGUUUGUGCUGCGCAAUGAUCCAGUGAACCUCGGCAGGGCAGAGGAGCUGAUAAUGAUGAACAAGGUGAUUGCAGACGCCAGAAAGCAGUUCGAUAAUUCGGAGGGCAAAUCGCUGAAGCGCGUCAACAAGGACGAGGAUCUAGAGGAUAUCCCAGAGGAGGACGGCGAAGAUAUGGGCGGUAUGGGCCCGGGCAGCGAGCUUGCUGUGGAGGAGACAUCGAAGCGGGGGCGAAAGCCGAAGAAGCGGAAGAACGCCAAGGGCUCGGUGUAG
Eremothecium gossypii ATCC 10895 is the source of this 477-nucleotide messenger RNA. It is a transcript of the gene TAF13, whose product is annotated as Taf13p. The coding region runs from base 1 to 477 and encodes 158 amino acids. NCBI's taxonomy places the organism in Eukaryota, Fungi, Ascomycota, Saccharomycetes, Saccharomycetales, Saccharomycetaceae. Gene Ontology annotation, molecular function: protein heterodimerization activity. The transcript has a single exon. The record is from RefSeq and is marked provisional. Gene Ontology annotation, cellular component: transcription factor TFIID complex. Gene Ontology annotation, biological process: transcription by RNA polymerase II; RNA polymerase II preinitiation complex assembly.